AGGGCAUUCAAUGAAAUCAUAGAAUGAUAGUUUAAACAUAUAUUUUUCAAAAGGGGAAACCAUGGGAGCAGGGGAAUCAAAGGAAGAAGAAGAAAGAAGAUGGAGGGCACAAUGGAUGAAGGACUUUGAAGCAAAGAGAGAGGAGGAAGAAAGGAGAGUGAGGGAACAAUGGAUGAAGGAAGAAGAAGAAAGGAGCAGGCAAUUCAGAAGUAGCUUGGGGGAACAAUGGAGGAAGGAAGAAGAAGAAAGGAGCAGGCAGUUAGAAAUGAAAUGGAGGGAACAAAGGAGGAAGGAAGAAGAAGAAAGGAAAAGGGUUGAAGAAAGGAAGAAGGAAGAAGAACGGAAAAUGAAGGAACAAAGGAUAAAGGAAGAAGAAGAAAGGAAAAGGGAGAAACGAAGGAAGAAGGAAGAAGAAGAAAGGAAAAGGAAGGAAGAAAGGAGGAAGGAAGAAGAAGAAAGGAGAAGGGAGGAAGAUAGGAGAUUGGGGGAACAAUGGAGGAAGGAAGAAGAAGAAAGGAGAAGGGAGUUAGAAAGGAGAUUGGGAGAACAAUGGAGGAAAGAAGAAGAAGAAAGGAGAAGGGAGUUAGAAAUGAAAUGGAGGGAACAAAGGAGGAAAGAAGAAGAAGAAAUGAAAAGGGUUGAAGAAAGGAAGAAGGAAGAAGAAAGGAAAAUGGAGGAAAAAAGGAUAAAGGAAGAAGAAGAAAGGAAAAAGGAGAAACGAAGAAAGAAGGAAGAAGAAGAAAGGAAAAGGGAGGAAGAAAGGAGGAGGGAGGAAGAAAGGAAAAGGGAGGAAGAAUGGAGGAAGGAAGAAGAAAGGAAAAGGGAGGAAGAAAGGAGCAAGGAAGAAGAAAGGAAAAGGAGGGAAGAAAAGAGGAAGGAAAAGAAAGGAAAAGGGAGGAACGAAGGAAGAAGGAAGAAGUUGAAAAAAGGAAAAGGGAGGAGGAAAAGGAAAAACAAUAGAAAUGAUAGGCAGACUAAUAAACAAAGAUAUUAGAAAGAUGGCAAAAAAGACUAGUGACAUCCUCAAUAGUGGUGGCAACAGCCUCGGCAGCUACAGUAGUAAUAACAACAGUGACAAUGAUACUGAACAUGAAAAUGGCAAGAAGAAGACAAAUAGUAGUACUGACAUUGACAAGAAGAUAAAGAAUGAGGACAAAUCAAAUCACAGUGGCACUGACACUGGCAAGAAGACAAAAAAGAAUGAGGACACAACAAACCAUAGUGGCACUGACACUGACAAGAAGAUAAAGAAGAGUGAGGACAAAGAAAACCAUAGCGGCUCUGACACUAGCACUAACAAGAAGAAGAAGAAAGGAGAAGCAUGGAUUAAGACAAAGAUGGAGCCUUGAAAGGAGCUACAUGGAUGCAUUCAUCCAUCCAAAUAUGCAUGCAUGCAUACAUAUAUAUAUAACUACAUAAAUAAAUGUAUUGUCCAUUACAAUGGAUAUAUAGAUUAAUAGAAUACUGGAAUAAUUUUACACACAAUAAUGAAAUAAUUUGAUAGAUUGAAUA
Messenger RNA from Prosopis cineraria, 1512 nucleotides. RefSeq lists its product as uncharacterized. Lineage: Eukaryota; Viridiplantae; Streptophyta; Magnoliopsida; Fabales; Fabaceae. The transcript has 2 exons. The record is from RefSeq and is a predicted model, not a curated record. Bases 963 to 1349 code for a protein of 128 amino acids.